This is a messenger RNA of Racocetra persica, 345 nucleotides long. The record is from the annotation of a GenBank genome assembly. Lineage: Eukaryota; Fungi; Glomeromycota; Glomeromycetes; Diversisporales; Gigasporaceae.
CAACUGCUGAGCAAGAAAAAGAACGGAUAAAUGAUAAUCAGGACUCAAAUUCUAAGAACGAAAGGGAUAAUAAUAACAUAGAAAAGGAAAUUAAAAAUCUGGAAGAUGCGAGAAAAGAAUUAAAAGAAGAAGUUGAAAAAAAGGAAAAUAUUAUUCGUCAGAAAGUGUUCAAGCACAUUUUUAAUAAUUAUGGUGAUCUUAAAAAAGUGUUAGGCAGUGAUAUUUUUAUUAGCCAAGGGUUUAAUUACCAGCAAACUCAAGAAGAUAACAAGCACCUAACAGUCAAGGAAAUAUUAUCUGCUAAUAUUGAAAAGUUAAAAAGCGAAUAUCGUCAUCAAUUACAAA